UUUGCUUCAGUUAGUGGCGUGCUGCCGGCGCGAGUUGUUUUCACUCUCUACGAAGAGUAGAGUUCUCAAGAUUUAUUUAUUUUUCUUUUUUUGUUGCUGUUAGUGUCGAAAUGAAAGUGAUUUUUGCCUUUGUAUGGCUAAUAGCCGAAGUUUGGUCGCAAAGCGCAGAGCUGGGAUGCAUUUGGUAUGGACAGAGUCACAUGGUAGGCCCUCAUUGGGUGAAUAAGGCCGAUACGAAUCCGGCAAGACCUCUGAAUAAUCCGACUGCGGAGGCUCUAUUCGCCAAGCGAUGUCCGCUGCUGUACAAGGAGUACAAGGGUGAGAGUGGCGAGGACGAGCUGAGUCUGUGCUGCGAUGCUGCCCAAAUCGAUUCCAUGGAGGCUGGAUUAUCGCAGGCAGAUGGCGUCUUCUCCAGGUGUCCCACGUGCACUAGGAACAUGGCCUUGACCGUGUGCGCCAUGACCUGUGCCAAGAACCACACUCUCUUCUUGACCGCCUACAAUGAUAUAAACGACGCAAAUGAGGAAUAUGUGGAAUACAUCGACUAUCGAAUUACGGAUGACACCGUAUCGAGGAUCUACAACAGCUGCAUUGAGAUACAGCACACCCAAACCGGACGUCCUGCCAUGGAUCUGGGCUGUGGCAGUUACAAUGCCAAGACCUGCAGCUACCGGCGAUGGUACGAGUUCAUGGGCGACGUUACCGGCGACUACGUGCCAUUCCAGAUCAACUAUAAGUGGUCGGAGGAUGCGGAGGAGGGUACCAGUGAGAUAUACCUCGAUCUGAGCCCUCUCAAGUGCGGCGAGAGUUACGAGGACAGCUAUGCGUGCGCCUGCAUCGACUGCGAGGAGUCCUGCCCGUUGACGGAUCCUCCCACGAGUCACGAGGAACUGUGGAAGAUCGCUGGACUGUACGGGGUCACCUUCAUCCUGGCCUUGAUCAUCGCCUGCGCCCUGUCCAUAUUUAUUUUCUGGGGUGCCUAUGGAAAGCGAUCGGCUGUCAGUGUCUGCAUGCCCACCCUCUUCGGGGAGUUCUUCUACCAUGGCUUCCGCAUCUGGGGCACCUUCUGUGCCAAGUACCCGGUUUUGGUCCUGGCCCUCUGUUCCUGGGCCAUCGCUGGACUGUCCUAUGGCAUUCGGUACAUGAGCAUCACCACGGAUCCCGUGGAAUUGUGGGCGAGCGAGCAGAGUCAGACGAGGAUUGAGAAGGACUACUUCGAUCUGCACUUCGGCCCGUUCUAUCGCACCAAUCAGAUUUUCAUAAGGGCCGUCAAUCAGACAUAUUUCACCCACGACGCUCCCAGCGGUUUGCUGAACUUUGGUCCAGCCUUCGAGUAUAACUUCCUGAAGGAAGUCUUUGAACUGCAGGACUCCAUUAUGAAAUUGGGUAUGGCGGAUAACGAGGGCCUCGAUAAGAUCUGCUAUGCCCCUGUGUUAAUGGCUGGCGAAACGCCCACAGUCGAGCGUUGUGCUAUCCAGUCGGUCUAUGGAUAUUUCCAGCACGAUAUGGAUCGAUUUGAGAACUCCUAUGUUGAUGGCAACAACUACACCAUUAACUACCUCAAUCAAAUGGAGGAUUGUCUUCGUGUCCCCAUGAUGGAGGAUUGCUUUGGAACAUUUGGCGGACCCAUCGAGCCCGGCAUUGCGGUGGGUGGCAUGCCCAAGGUGGCGGUGGGUGAGGACCCCGACUACAUGCUGGCCACCGGACUUGUGAUCACCUUUUUGGGUCGGAACUCCAACGACGAGUCCAAGCUGGAGCCGAAUAUGAAGUGGGAGAAGCUAUUCGUUGACUUUUUGCGGGACUACAAGAGCGAUCGACUGGACAUUGCCUACAUGGCCGAGAGAUCCAUCCAGGAUGCAAUAGUGGAGUUAUCCGAGGGAGAAGUGGGCACAGUGGUCAUCAGCUAUGUGGUGAUGUUCGUUUACGUGGCCAUAGCUUUGGGUCACAUUCGCAGCUGUCGGGGAUUCCUCAGGGAGUCACGAAUAAUGCUGGCCAUUGGAGGCAUAGUCAUUGUCUUGGCCUCGGUGGUGUGCAGUUUGGGUUUCUGGGGCUAUCUCGACGUAACCACCACAAUGCUGGCGAUCGAAGUGAUUCCGUUUUUGGUGCUCGCCGUGGGAGUGGAUAACAUCUUUAUAAUGGUGCAUACAUACCAGAGACUGGACCAUUCCAAAUUUGAGAGCACACAUGAGGCGAUUGGAGAGGCCAUUGGCCAGGUAGGUCCAUCGAUCCUCCAGACGGCGGGCAGCGAAAUGGCCUGCUUUGCCAUCGGCUGUAUAUCGGAUAUGCCGGCUGUGAAAACCUUUGCCAUGUAUGCCGCCAUCGCCAUUCUCCUGGACUUUCUGCUCCAGAUCACCGCAUUUGUGGCCCUGAUGGCCAUCGAUGAGAAGCGUUACAUGGACGGACGACUGGACAUGUUGUGCUGCGUGAGGGGCGGUAAAAGGAAGACGAGGGACGUGGAGGGCGUGGAUAGACCCAAGGAGGUCGGCCUACUGGAGACCAUGUUUAAGAACUUUUAUUCUCCCUUCCUGCUGUCCAAGCCCGUCAAGGUGUCCGUGCUGCUGAUCUUCACCGUGAUUACAUGUCUAUCGCUGAUGGUGACGCCCUCCAUUGAGAAGGGCCUCGAUCAAGAGAUGUCCAUGCCGAAGAACUCCCAUGUGGUCAAGUAUUUCCGCUACAUGGUCGACCUGCUGACGAUGGGUGCUCCGGUCUACUGGGUCCUCAAGCCCGGACUCAACUACGCCGAGCCGCUGCAGCAGAAUCUCAUAUGCGGCGGAGUCGAGUGCAAUAACAACUCACUGUCCGUCCAGCUGUACACGCAGUCGCGGUACCCGGAAAUCACGGCAUUGAUCCGACCGGCCUCAUCCUGGCUGGAUGACUACAUCGAUUGGCUGGCCAUCAGCGAUUGCUGCAAGUACAACAUCACCACCGGCGGAUUCUGUUCCAGCAACUCAAAGAGUGAAGACUGCCUGCCCUGUGAACGCGGAUUUACUGAGAAUGGCCUAAGACCAGAUGCCGAAACCUUCAACAAGUACAUUCCCUACUUCCUAUUCGAUCUGCCAGAUGCCGAGUGUGCCAAGGCUGGUAGAGCUUCAUACGCAGAUGCCGUGAUCUACACCAUCGACGAUGUGGGAAUGUCCACCGUACAGGACACCUACUUCAUGCAAUACUCCACAACAUCGACCACCUCGGAAGAAUUCUACUCCCAGCUGCGCGAAGUUCGAAGGAUUGCAGGUGAAAUAAACGCGAUGUUCGAAGAGAAUGGCGUGGAUGCGGAGAUAUUCCCCUACUGUGUGUUCUACAUCUACUACGAGCAGUACCUGACGAUCUGGGAGGAUGCCAUGUUUUCGCUGGGAAUGUCCUUGGUGGCCAUAUUCUUGGUCACCCUAUUGGUAACCGGCCUGGACAUCACAUCUACGUUCAUCGUACUCUUCAUGGUUAUCUGCAUAUUGAUCAAUAUGCUGGGCAUGAUGUGGGCGUGGAGCAUUAAUCUGAAUGCCAUAUCGCUGGUGAAUCUGGUGGUUUGCGUGGGCAUUGGAGUGGAGUUUGUGGCCCAUAUUGUGAGGUCCUUUAAAAGGGCGGAAGGAACUGCCCAGGAGCGGGCUCGUCACUCCCUAAAUGUAACUGGCAGCAGUGUCCUGUCGGGCAUAACUCUCACCAAGUUCGCGGGCAUCGUUGUCCUGGGCUUCUCCAAUUCGCAGAUCUUCCAAGUCUUCUACUUCCGGAUGUAUCUGGGCAUUGUCCUGAUUGGAGCCGCCCACGGCUUGAUCCUGUUGCCGGUUCUCCUCAGUCUCCUGGGUCCAAAUAAGUUGGCCGGAAGCUCAAAUGCCGAUCCCGUGACAUCCAGCACCAUCACAGUCUACUGAUCGGAUCCCAAAAAGGAAAUAAUUAUAUAAAUAUGUGUUUAGUCAGUAAGGUGUGCCUGCCAGUGUGUGUCUGAAAUCUUUUGUAUGCCUGCCUAAAACGGUCUGAUUUUUCCAUUAACCAUGAGCUUUUAAUGUAAAAAUAAAUCGAACAAAUACGACAAAAAAAAGACAAA
Drosophila santomea is the source of this 4036-nucleotide messenger RNA. RefSeq names its product NPC intracellular cholesterol transporter 1 homolog 1b (gene Npc1b). The record is from RefSeq and is a predicted model, not a curated record. The coding region runs from base 111 to 3863 and encodes 1250 amino acids. NCBI's taxonomy places the organism in Eukaryota, Metazoa, Arthropoda, Insecta, Diptera, Drosophilidae. The transcript is spliced from 6 exons. Gene Ontology annotation, cellular component: membrane.